Molecule: messenger RNA, 2002 nt
Organism: Solanum pennellii
Lineage: Eukaryota; Viridiplantae; Streptophyta; Magnoliopsida; Solanales; Solanaceae
Product: galactoside 2-alpha-L-fucosyltransferase-like
Exons: 2
Coding region: 121-1788 (555 amino acids)
Biological process (GO): cell wall biogenesis; xyloglucan biosynthetic process
Cellular component (GO): membrane; Golgi apparatus
Molecular function (GO): galactoside 2-alpha-L-fucosyltransferase activity
Source: RefSeq, a predicted model, not a curated record
GCAGACAGAACAGAAGGGCUAUUCUCAUUGAUUUUAAAUACUAAUACGGUAUAAUAUAAGCUUUGAUCGAUUUAGUGUUGUUAAUGAAUUAAUUACUCCGAUCCAUUUGAUGAAAGGAGAAUGAAGAGAUUGAAAAGAAGUUGGAGUGAUCAUCGACAGGCGGUGUGGUCUUUGGAUAGACCAAUUUCCACGUCAAAGUGGAGUUUGAAUCCUGUCAAACUUAUCGGAUUUUUCAUUGUUGGUUUGAUGGUAUUCACAGCAGCCUCGAUUAUACUCAAAGACUUACCCUCUCAUACUCGUCUCAGGCUUUUGACUGAUCCUGAUGCCACUGAAGAUGUUAGUCAUCUGUCAAUCACCGCGCAGAAAGAUAAACUACUUGGUGGCCUUCUUCCUUCUGGAUUUGAUGAAAGAUCUUGUCUAAGUAGACAAGAGUCAGUCUUAUAUCAUAAAGAAUUACGCCAGAAGCCUUCUUCUUAUCUCAUCUCAAAGUUACGAAACUAUGAGGCUCUUCAUAAGCAAUGUGGACCUCAUACAGUAUUAUACAAUAGAAGUGUUGAACUUAUUAAGUCUGGCCAAUACAGAGAUUCUGCAGAUUGCAGUUACUUGGUUUGGAUUUCGUAUAGUGGUUUAGGAAAUAGGAUGCUAACCUUAGCUUCUGCUUUCCUUUAUGCUCUGCUUACAAAUCGAGUCUUACUUGUUGAUCCCGGAGUUAAUAUGCCUGAUCUGUUCUGUGAACCUUUUCCCGGAGUUUCCUGGUUGCUUCCACCAGAUUUUCCUAUAAUCGACCAGUUUAGUAUGUUUAAUCAGGAAUCUCCUCAUUGCUAUGGUUAUAUGGUGAAACAAGAUAUCGUAGGCAAUUCAACUGGUUCAAUACUACCUCCCUUCAUCUACCUUCAUUUAGCUCACGACUACGAUGAUCAAGAUAAAUUAUUUUUCUGUGACCAGGACCAAAGUAUUCUACACAAAAUCCCUUGGCUAUUCAUGAGGACAGAUAACUAUUUUGUGCCUUAUCUUUUUUUGAUGCCAGCGUUCGAGCAAGAGCUAAGUAAUCUUUUUCCGGAAAAAGAAACUAUUUUCCACUUUCUGAGUAGAUACCUGUUCCAUCCCACUAAUUCUGUAUGGGGGCUUGUUAUGAGGUACUAUCAAGCUUAUUUAGCCCAAGGAGAUGAAAAACUAGGCAUUCAAAUUCGAGUCUUUGAUACAGGUGUUGGUCCUUUUAAGUAUGUUGUGGAUCAGAUUACCGCUUGUUUGAUGAAUGAGAAUCUGCUGCCACAAAUUAAUCGGGAGGAGCCUAUACUCAAUCCAUCCAGGAAGCAGAAAACCAUAGCCGUCCUGAUCACUUCUCUAAGCCUUGGAUACUUUGAAGAGUUCCGAAACAUGUACUGGGAGCAUCCCACCGUGACAGGAGAGAUCGUUGGCGUUCACCAGCCGAGUCAGGAGGAACAUCAACAAACUGAGAAGCUCUGGCAUGAAAGGAAGGCGUUGGCAGAAAUGUAUCUACUGAGUUUAACAGACAAAUUGGUUACAAGUGCAUGGUCGACUUUUGGAUAUGUAGCUCAUGGUCUUGGAGGUUUGAAGCCCUGGAUCCUAUACAAGCCUGAGAACAGAACAGCCCAUAAUCCACCUUGUGUUCGAGCUGUAUCACUGGAGCCAUGUUUCCAUGCCCCACCUUACUAUGAUUGUAAAAAGAAAGCGGGAACUGACACGAGCAAAAUUGUUCCUCAUGUGAGGCACUGUGAGGAUGUGAGCUGGGGUUUAAAGCUAUUUGACCAAAAUAAUGAAUUAUAACCAUGUAGCUAGGCUGUAAGCUUGUGUAAAAAAGAGUUAGGUUUUCCCAUCCAGAUACAAUUUUGCUCUCUGGUUAUUGAGAAACCGGAACCCUUUUAGCUAAUCAACAGAGGCUACAGAAUGAUUCUAUGUAGUUGAAAAGAUGUACAAAUAGCUCGGUGAUAGCAUCGAGUUAUUAGUUGUGCACAAAUAUAUAAAUCAAUUGUUGUAGUUC